Molecule: messenger RNA, 2229 nt
Organism: Aspergillus campestris IBT 28561
Lineage: Eukaryota; Fungi; Ascomycota; Eurotiomycetes; Eurotiales; Aspergillaceae
Product: putative G-patch domain protein
Exons: 3
Coding region: 112-2229 (705 amino acids)
Biological process (GO): mRNA processing
Cellular component (GO): nucleus
Molecular function (GO): RNA binding
Source: RefSeq, a predicted model, not a curated record
CUUACCAACCACUCAACCGAUCUGGAAUUGAUCUCAGGUUGCCUUUGAUUUCUAACGGCAACAUAAUCGCUGACCAUGAUCCCGAGCGACAACUAGUGGACAGAAUCCACCAUGGCCACCAAACGAACCCGAUCCGCCUUCGAAGCGGACCUACAGGCGCACGAAUCGCCCUACGCCUUCUACGGCACCCCGCUCCCCCCCUUAGAUGCCGGCGCACGCGACGAUGGCUCGUACAAGCCGGUCUGGCAGCAGGAGGUGACAGACGACCGGGGGAGGAAGCGACUGCACGGCGCCUUCACCGGUGGAUACAGUGCCGGAUAUUUCAACACCGUCGGAUCCAAGGAAGGAUGGACCCCCGCGACGUUUGUGUCCUCGCGCCAGAACCGCGCCAAGGACCGUCCGCAGGCUCAGCGCGUGGAGGAUUAUAUGGAUGAGGAGGAUCUUCGCGAGGCGGAGGAGGCACGGCAGGUCGAGGCGAACGAGGAUUUUGCUGGGUUUGGGUCUACGGGGGCUGACGCCGUCCGCCGCGGGGGUCUGGUCGAUCUGUUCAAGACCAGCGGCGAGACGAUGGGUGUCAGACUCUUAAGGAAAAUGGGCUGGAAAGAGGGCCAAGGGAUUGGACCCAAAGUCCGGCGGAAAGCCGACCUCGACGAUGGGAAUGCCGACCCGCACCAGACAUACCUGUUUGCUCCGGACGACCCGCCGAUGGUCGCGUUCGUACACAAGACGGAUCGCAAGGGAGUCGGAUUCGAAGGGGAAUCCCGUCUGGACGCCCCGAAGGCGGGCGGCGAGCCAUCGGACGAAGACGAGGGCGACCCGUUCUUCGGGCGGCGGCUCACGGGCACGGCGAAACAGAAGCCGACGACAAAGGGACCCCGUCGGGGAGCGUUCGGUGUCGGUGUGUUGAACGAUACGGGCUCAGACGAUGAAGACCCAUACUCCCUAGGCCCGCAGAUCUCAUACAGCCGCGUGAUCGGUGGAGACAAGAAGAAGAAAAAGAAGGCCAAGGCCGAAGAUGCGAAACCGACUGUCGCCGCGGCUAAUCCGCUGUUGAACACCAAACCGGUCUUCAUCUCCAAGAAAGUGCUGGCGUCGAAGAAUUCAGCCGGGUUCCGAAAAUGCCAUGACGGCCGCUUGCCCUUGGACGGCUUUGUUCUCGCCGACGGCAUCUCGAUCCUGACGAUCUCCUCGCAGGAAAAAAAGUACGCGCCCCCAGAGAUCCCCAAGGACUGGAAGUCGAGCAAAGCGCCGGCGCAAGAACAGGAUGCAUCCCCCUACGUUUCAACGGCAGAUGCCGCCAAGGCAUCCUCGCUGGAUCCGACGUCGCGGGCGGCGCUUCUAGGAGAAGCCCAGUUGCCCGGCAAAUCCAUCUUCGACUGGAUGACCCCCGAAGCCCGCGAGCGGAUCGCGAAGCUGACGGGGAAAACGGACCUGCCUCCCGCGCUGGGGGAGAAAGCCCCACCAGGACAUGAGCGCUCGGACUCGCAGCGGCAACGAGACCUAUGGGAUCUGGUCCCCAAGUUGGGCAAGCAUGUGGCAGCCCAGGCGCUGGCCCGGGCCGCCAGCGGCUGGAUGCCCUACGCAGAGGAUCUCGACAAGCGAUCCCGCUACCGGGUGUUCCUAGAAGUCCGCGCAGGACUGCGCGAUCGACUCCCCGACCGGGUUCCGGGGUCAUCGACGGACGAGUGGACGGCGGAGUUGAAUGAAUUCGCCCGGGCGGCGGAGGUCUUCAAGCCCAUGUCGGGCGCCAUGGCGUCGCGGUUCACGUCCGCCUCGUCGGGACCGAAAGGGUCGUCGGACGAGGCCGCCGAUUCGCCCGAUGCGACAGGUCUUCAUCGACCAGCGGAGAAGCCCCAAGACCCCGCGGAGGCCGCCGCUCACAUCGGCAUGUUUGGCCCCAUGACGCGCAGCAGCAUCUCGUUCUACCCGACGCGUUUGCUGUGCAAACGGUUCAACGUCAGGCCGCCGGGUCAUGUGCAACAGGACCCGGGGGCGCCUGCGCCGUCUGGCGGUGCGCAGACCGCUCCUGGUCCCAAGGAGCUGGUCUCGCAGGCGGUGAUGAACGAACUAGUGCAUGCGGUGGGUGCCACGUCCGGGUCGGCACCGCCGCCUCGGCCGCCGGUGGUGGUGGAGCCGGAACGCAACGACGCGUUGGAAGCGGAUCGGCCGGGGGAGGCUGUUUUCAAAGCGAUCUUCGGGAGUGAUGAUGAGGAUGAGAAUGAGGAGUAG